Aspergillus ruber CBS 135680 is the source of this 1114-nucleotide messenger RNA. Its product is annotated as EXPERA domain-containing protein. The coding region runs from base 184 to 660 and encodes 158 amino acids. Gene Ontology annotation, molecular function: C-8 sterol isomerase activity; steroid Delta-isomerase activity; cholestenol delta-isomerase activity. Gene Ontology annotation, biological process: sterol biosynthetic process. Lineage: Eukaryota; Fungi; Ascomycota; Eurotiomycetes; Eurotiales; Aspergillaceae. Gene Ontology annotation, cellular component: endoplasmic reticulum; membrane. The record is from RefSeq and is a predicted model, not a curated record. The transcript is spliced from 4 exons.
GUCCCGCACCCUUAUUAUCCGCAGACGAUUCACCUGCCUCACUAUGUGCGGAAUGAGACCUCGGUGUUCUCCUUGAUUGCGCAGUUUGGCUUUCUAUGGGCAGCUGUGAUUGGAAUAGCCUUUAUUGCUAUACGCCGUAUUCGACCAACAGCUAGUCGACCCGAUCAGAUUGCUUUUACUUGGAUGUGUUUGACGGGAUUCAUCCAUUUAUUCUUCGAAGCAUACUUCGUCGUCAACCAUGAAACUCUCGCUAGCUCCCAAGGGCUAUUCGGUCAGCUGUGGAAGGAGUAUUCGCUAUCUGAUUCGCGGUAUUUAACGUCCGAUGCUUUUGUGGUUUGUAUGGAGGCCAUUACUGCUUUCGCCUGGGGCUUCCUCGCCUUCUAUAUUGCCUAUUGCAUCGCAGUGGAGCACCCUGCUCGAUACGCCCUACAGCUUAUAAUCUCCGUGGGCCAGGUAUACGGAGACGUUUUGUACUAUGCGACGAGUUUGCUCGAUGUGUCUUAUUGUAGGCCGGAGGGGUACUACUUCUGGUUUUACUACUUUUUCUUUAAUUUUAUUUGGAUGGUUGUGGGUUGCUAUUAUAUCAAGCAAAGUGUCGCGGAAAUCUCAAGGGCUUUUGGGAGACUUGCAGAGGGUGAUGCUUUGCGAAAGGGAAAAUAGGCUGAAGUCUGGAAUAUGGUAAAUACUAAUUUAUAGUGACGAAGAUAGAGUGGAGGCAGGUGUUGUAGCAAGACUAGUCAUAGUUCAUUUUGUUCUGAUACAAUUUCAAAGCUGAUAGUCAAACUGUAUGUAGCAAAACCCAGGAACGUGCUAUUACUGUUGCUAUCCACUUGUCGACCCUCUUUUUGCCAAAAUAAGGAAAGUAAUCAUCGCUAAGAUCGCUAAAGUCAGACAUGAGUCCCAUACCGUCAACCGAAGACGACAGAGAAACAAUCUGGCUGAGCUUAAACGGCAUUUUCAUAAGAAUAAAACCCGGCAAGGGCAUGGUUUCCGAACGGAACCGUUGCACGGAGAGUUCAAAAUUCUCCGAAUUCGAUCUCUCUCAGAUCUAUGGGAUUGCGUAUAAUAACGCAGGCUCAUAAACACCAGUAAGACUGUGUUGUUAAAUAGAGAC